AUGACAACAUAUCGCAUCCUUCAUGUAACUGGCUCGCCAUUCAACGAUUUUUAUUAUGGAUUGUCAUACCGAAAUGCUCAAUGUAAUUUGAAUAUGGCACCGUAUGUGCCAUUGUUACAAAAUUUUGUGAUCGCAGUGGUGACGGUUGAUGGCCAAUGGCGAUUUCCUUCAACCCUGAACGAAAAAGAUUUUGACGCCGCCAAGCCGAUGCCGCUAGCUGAAGCUAUACAGCUUAUAACGGCGCAGAAAAUUGAUCUGGUUAUGCCACACAUGUAUUGCAUUCAUGGAAUGACUCACUAUCGUGCAUUAUUCGAUAUGUUAAAGAUUCCUUAUAUGGGCAAUACGGCCGAAAUCAUGUCAAUCGCAGUUCAUAAAGAUAAAACGAAAGCAAUCGUUGCUGCGGCAGGAGUCAAAGUGCCUUUUGGUGAAAUAUUACGUCACGGAGAUGUACCGACUAUUCCACCUCCGGCAAUUGUGAAACCGACUUGUUGCGAUAAUUCUCUGGGAAUGUCUCUUGUCGAAGAUGCUAGUGGCUAUGAUACAGCUUUGACAAAAGCAUUUGAACAGGCCGACAAGGUUAUUGUCGAAACAUUUAUUCCACCCGGUAGAGAAGUGCGUUGCGGUAUCAUUGUCAAAGACGGUCAACUCAUCGCUCUGCCUAUUGAAGAAUAUGCAAUCGACCCGCAUGAGCGACCAGUACGAACUCAUGUUGAAAAGUUUCCAGAGUUAGAUGCUAAUGGGAAAUUUCUUGGCUGGCCAAAAGACUGGGGUACGCGAUAUUGGAUUGUCGAUUCUAAUGAUCCCGUCACCCAAAAAGUGCAAGACGUGGCAAAGAAGUGUCAUGUCGCCUUAGGCUGUCGUCAUUAUAGUGCAUUCGACUUUCGAAUCGAUCCAAGUGGAGAGCCCUGGUUCAUAGAAGCUGGUUUGUACUGUUCUUUCGAUGGUGGAGGUGGAAUUCCAUACAUGGCGAAAGCUUCUGGUAUAUCACUAGAUGAAUUAGUGGCAACAAUGAUAAAAGAAACGUUGAACUCGAAAGGGUAA
Adineta ricciae is the source of this 1041-nucleotide messenger RNA. The record is from the annotation of a GenBank genome assembly. NCBI's taxonomy places the organism in Eukaryota, Metazoa, Rotifera, Eurotatoria, Adinetida, Adinetidae.